UAUUAAGUUAAAACUCUUUAUUAUUAGGUUUAAAAAUAGUUUGAUCUUCGUGUGGAUAUUUGUCGACGCGGCCAAAUUUUACAGUUGGACUUGUUAUUUGUAUAUUGCGUUGGGAACGUUUGUCGAACGUAACCACGCAACAUGGCGGAUGCGGCGGCAAGACAGCUUCAGUACGAGUACAAGGCGAACUCCAAUCUCGUACUCCAGGCUGAUGUUCGUCUUAUCGAAAGGAGGAGCCGGGAUGAAGCGACGGGGGAAGUCAUGUCCCUGGUCGGAAAAUUGGACGGGACUAAAAUGGGCGAUAAAUUCGAAAGGAACAAGCCAAUAAAAGCCGAAGAGAGAAAGGUGAAAAGGCAGAAGAGGGAUGAAGCCCAGUAUGAUUUUGCCAGGAUGAAAGGAUGUACGCUUCUCUCUGAAAGCGCUGAUGAUAUGGUCGGUGUUGUUUAUCGCCCGAAGACCCAAGAGACCCGGCAGACCUACGAAGUGUUGCUCAGUUUCAUCCAAGAGGCGUUGGGGGAUCAACCGAGAGACAUAUUAUGCGGUGCUGCAGACGAGGUUUUGUUCGUGUUGAAGAAUGACAGAUUAAAGGACAAAGAGAAAAAGGUCGAAACUGAAACCCUUCUCGGCAGUCUGGCCGAAGAAAGGUUCGCCCUUUUGCUCAAUCUCUGCAAGAAGAUCACGGAUUUCGGCGCUGACGAUAAGACUCAUGCCGUAGUUGAUGAAAACAUCGAUGAAGCUUACGGCAUCAACGUUCAGUUUGAGGAGAGCGAGGAAGAAGACGGUGAAGACAUGUACGGCGAAGUGAGAGAAGGCGAGGGCCUUGAUCAGACCGAAGAAGGAGAAGAUGCCAAACACAACACAGCCAUACAUGCUGAGAAUCUAAUAGGAAAUGCUGAAGAAGCAACCAAGAAGGAAAAAGUGCUUCAUCCUUUAGACAUAGAUGCCUACUGGUUACAAAGAAGACUUUCCAAAUUUUACUCAGAUGCUAUGACAUCACAAGCUAGAGCUGCUGAAGUUUUGUCCAUCCUGAAAGAAACAGCGGAUGAUAGAGAAUGUGAAAACCAACUCGUCCUACUGCUCGGAUACGAAUGUUUUGAAUUCAUAAAAGUCAUAAAAAAAUACAGGCAUACAAUUUUAUAUUGUACACUUCUAGCUUCAUCUCAAAAUGAAGCUGAAAAGACAAAAAUUCGUAACACGAUGAAUAAUUCUCCAGUCUUGGCUAAAAUCCUUAGACAACUGGAUGUCGGUAGAGCAGACGAAAAUGGAGAGAACGAAGUGACGAGAGUAUCUCGUAAAAAAGAUAUAAUUAACAUUACUUCUUCUUUAGAGAGUAGCAUUUUGGGCAAUCGAGACGUUCUGGAUUUAGAAGAUCUGGUCUUCUCUCAAGGAUCACAUUUCAUGUCCAACAAGAGGUGUCAACUUCCUGAUGGAUCGUUUAGAAAACAGAGGAAAGGAUAUGAAGAAGUACACGUACCUGCAUUAAAGCCCAAACCGUAUGAUCCUGGCGAAGAUCUUGUCCCUAUUGAAAAACUGCCGCAUUAUGUUCAGCCGAGUUUCGAAGAAUUUCGAACGCUCAACAGAAUUCAGAGUAGACUUUAUAAAGCUUGCUUAGAGAGCGAUGAAAACAUGUUGCUUUGCGCACCUACAGGUGCAGGUAAAACUAAUGUUGCCCUUUUGUGUAUGCUGAGAGAAAUUGGAAAACACAUAAAUGAAGAUGGUACUAUAAAUGUAGAUGAAUUUAAGAUAAUUUAUGUUGCCCCGAUGCGAUCUUUGGUACAAGAAAUGGUGGGCAGUUUUGGAAAACGGUUGAGCUGCUACAAUUUGACAGUGUCUGAGUUGACAGGUGAUCAUCAGUUGUCACGAGAACAAAUACAAGCGACUCAAGUAAUUGUUUGCACUCCAGAAAAAUGGGAUAUCAUUAUGCGAAAGGGAGGAGAAAAAAGUUUUACCCAGUUUGUAAAACUUGUCAUUAUUGAUGAAAUUCAUUUAUUACACGAUGAAAGAGGACCUGUUAUUGAGGCUUUGGUUGCAAGGACCAUACGUAACAUUGAAUCUACUCAGGAUGAUGUUAGAAUUGUAGGGCUUAGUGCUACUCUUCCGAAUUACCAUGAUGUUGCGACAUUCUUGAGAGUUCAGCCAAAAACAGGACUGUUCUAUUUUGACAAUAGCUACCGCCCUGUGCCCCUCGAACAACAAUACAUUGGUAUUACAGAAAAAAAAGCAUUGAAAAGAUUCCAAAUAAUGAAUGAAGUCGUAUAUGAAAAAGUGAUGGAACACGCUGGAAGGAAUCAAGUUCUGAUUUUCGUCCAUUCCCGAAAAGAGACUGGUAAAACCGCAAGGGCCAUUAGGGAUUUGUGCCUUGAUAAAGAUUCUUUAGGCCAAUUUUUAAGGGAAGGCUCCGCCUCAAUGGAAGUUCUGAGAACUGAAGCUGAGCAAGUUAAAAACACCGAAUUGAAAGAUUUGCUUCCAUAUGGAUUUGCCAUCCAUCAUGCUGGUAUGACACGUGUUGACAGGACUUUAGUAGAAGAUUUGUUCGCCGAUAGGCAUAUUCAAGUAUUGGUGUCUACCGCCACUUUAGCAUGGGGUGUAAAUUUACCAGCCCAUACUGUAAUUAUUAAAGGCACCCAGGUUUACAACGCUGAAAAAGGAAGAUGGGUCGAAUUGAGUGCUCUUGAUGUACUUCAAAUGUUAGGUAGAGCUGGUCGACCUCAGUAUGAUAGCAAGGGUGAAGGUAUUCUACUUACAAAUCACAGUGAACUUCAGUACUAUUUAUCUUUACUAAAUCAACAACUGCCUAUAGAGUCUCAACUAAUUUCCAAACUUCCUGAUAUGCUCAAUGCAGAAAUUGUUUUAGGAACAGUUCAAAAUAUGCAAGAUGCGAUCAAAUGGUUAGGCUAUACGUAUUUAUAUAUUAGAAUGUUAAGGGCACCGUCACUUUACGGUAUUUCACCAGAUAAAAUGGCUCAAGACAAAUUGUUGGAACAGCACAGAGCUGAUCUCAUUCACACGGCUGCUAUACAUUUGGAAAAAAGCGGUCUUCUAAAGUAUGAAAGAAGAAGUGGUCAUUUCCAAGUUACAGAAUUAGGAAGGAUCGCUAGUCAUUACUAUUGUACCUUUGAUACUAUAUCGACAUACAAUCAACUUCUGAAACCUACUAUUAGUGAAAUAGAGCUAUUUAGAGUGUUUUCACUAUCUGGCGAAUUUAAAAAUAUCACAGUGCGUGAAGAAGAAAAACUAGAACUCCAAAAACUCAUGGAAAGAGUUCCGAUUCCGAUAAAAGAAGGAAUGGAAGAGCCUUCAGCAAAGGUGAACGUUUUGCUUCAAGCUUACAUUUCUCAACUCAAAUUAGAAGGAUUUGCUUUGAUGUCUGACAUGGUUUAUGUCACUCAGUCUGCCGCUCGUCUUAUUCGUGCCAUCUUUGAAAUUGUCCUUUACCGUGGGUGGGCUCAGUUAGCAGAAAAAGCAUUAUCUUUGAGCAAAAUGGUUGAUAGGAGGAUGUGGCAAUCUAUGUCUCCUCUGCGCCAGUUCAAAAAGCUUCCUGAAGAAGUCCUAAAAAAGAUUGAAAAAAAGAGCAUACCUUGGGAACGGCUUUUCGAUUUAGGCCCCAAUGAAAUUGGAGAGUUAAUAAGAAUACCGAAAUUGGGGAAAACCAUUCACAGAUAUAUUCAUCAGUUUCCUAAAUUUGAACUUUCAACACACAUUCAACCUGUCACCAGAUCGACAUUGAAAGUGGAAUUGAUUAUAUCUCCAGAUUUCCAGUGGGACAAUAAACUCCAUGGAUCUUCAGAAGGUUUCUGGAUUAUGGUAGAAGAUGUUGACUCGGAAGUUAUUUUACACCAUGAAUAUUUCCUAUUAAAAUCCAAAUAUGCAAAAGAUGAGCAUGUGAUCAAGUUUUUUGUUCCCCUCUUUGAACCGGUACCGCCGCAAUAUUUUCUCCGAGUCAUUUCUGAUAGAUGGAUUGGAGCUGAAGCUCAGCUUCCAGUAUCAUUUCGCCACUUGAUUCUACCAGAAAAAAAUCCUCCAGCUACUGAACUGUUGGAUCUUCAACCUCUUCCAGUAUCGGCUCUCAGGAAUAACAGUUUUGAAGCUUUGUAUUCAGAUAAAUUUAAUCAAUUCAAUCCGAUUCAAACUCAAGUUUUUAAUGCUGUGUACAACAGUGAUGAUAAUAUAUUUGUCGGUGCACCAAAUGGCUCUGGCAAGACUGUUAUUGCUGAAUUUGCAAUAUUACGUAUGCUCAGUCAGGAUCCUGAAGCAAGAUGUUUAUAUGUCGUUGCAAAAGAAUCAUUAGCACAGAUUGUCUACUCAGAAUGGCAUCAUAAAUUAAGCCCGUUGUUUGGUAAUAAAGUUGUUUUAUUAACAGGAGAAACUGCAACGGAUUUGAAAUUAUUGUCAAAGGGGAUUGUUGUUAUUUCUUCAGCAGAAAAAUGGGAUGUUUUAUCCAGACGAUGGAAACAGAGAAAAAAUGUACAAAAUAUUCAACUUUUUAUUGUUGACGACUUACAGUUGCUUGGCAGUACGGAUGGCCCAGUCCUAGAAAUAGUAUGUUCAAGAAUGAGAUACAUAUCUUCUCAAAUAGAGAGGCCUUUGAGAAUUAUUGCUCUUUCUUCACCCUUGGUUGAUGCAAGAGAUGUAGCACAAUGGUUGGGAUGUAACAGCAACUGCACAUUUAAUUUUCAUCCUAGUGUUAGGCCGGUGCCAUUAGAACUUCACGUUCAAGGUUUUAGCAUUACUCAUAAUUCUUCAAGAUUAAUUGCUAUGAGCAAACCCGUUUAUAAUGCCAUUUUGAGGCACAGUGCUCGCAAGCCUGUUAUAAUUUUUGUUCCAUCAAGGAGACAAGCUCGUCUCACAGCAAUCGAUCUUCUAACAUACACUGCUGCUGAAGGGAACCCUUCAAAAUUUUUCCAUGCCGACCAAGAAGAUAUAGUACCAUUCUUAGAAAGGAUGUCAGACAAGGCUUUAAAAGAAACUCUUCCACAGGGUAUUGCUUACAUGCAUGAAGGACUGAGUUUAAAUGAUAGAAGACUGGUUGAACAACUUUUUGAUUCUGGUGCGAUUCAAAUUGCAGUCGUAACAAGAAGUUUAUGUUUUUCUUUAAACAUCAACGCUUACCUUGUCAUUGUAAUGGAUACUCAGUUCUACAAUGGAAGAAUCCAUGUUUAUGAAGACUACCCAAUAACGGAAGUAAUACAGAUGGUCGGUAGAGCUAAUCGACCUCUAGACGAUGAUGAUGCUAAAUGUGUUGUUCUAUGUCAAAAUUCAAAAAAAGAUUUUUUUAAGAAAUUUUUAAGUGAACCUUUACCAAUUGAAAGUCAUUUGGAUCACAAACUUCAUGACCAUUUCAAUGCUGAAAUUGUUACCAAAACUAUUGAAAAUAAACAAGAUGCCGUAGAUUAUUUGACUUGGACCUUAUUAUACAGGCGUCUCACACAAAAUCCAAACUAUUACAAUCUUCAAGGAGUAACACACAGACAUCUGUCUGAUCAUUUAUCAGAACUAGUUGAAAACACUCUGACAGAUUUAGAGCAAUCUAAGUGCAUCACUAUAGAUGAUGAUAUUGACACGAAUCCCCUUAAUCUCGGUAUGAUCGCUGCUUAUUAUUACAUAAACUAUACAACAAUUGAAUUAUUUGCCCUUUCACUAUCCAGUAAAACAAAAAUUAGAGGUUUGAUUGACAUCAUUUCUUCAGCGGCUGAAUAUGAUGAUAUUCCUGUAAGGCAAAAUGAGGAAUCAAUAUUAGAACCACUUUCAGCCAAGCUUCCUUAUAAAGUUUCAGCUGGUUCGAAGUUCAAUGAUCCUCAUGUCAAAACUAAUCUUCUGCUACAAGCACAUUUAUCGAGGCUAAAUCUAGGCCCAGAACUGCAAGGAGACACAGAACAGAUCUUAGGAAAAUCUAUCCGUCUUAUGCAAGCUUGUGUGGAUGUAUUAAGUUCAAACGGUUGGCUAGCGCCUGCUGUAGCAGCUAUGGAAUUGGCACAAAUGCUUACCCAGGCCAUGUGGAGUAAAGAGUCAUACCUUCGACAGUUACCUCAUUUCACACCAGAAAUAAUAAAAACCUGCCAGGAAAAGAAUGUGGAGACAGUUUUUGAUUUGAUGGAGCUCGAUGAUGAUGACAGAGUCAAACUAUUACAACUCACAAAUGCCCAGAUGGUAGAUGUCGCCAAAUUUUGUAACCGCUAUCCCAAUAUCGAGCUCACAUAUGAAGUUCAAAAUAAAGACAAAAUCAAAUCAGGAAAUAUUGUUAACAUCCAUGUCAGUUUAGAGCGAGAAGAUGAAGUGACAGGACCUGUGAUCGCACCGUUCUUCCCUCAUAAGAGAGAAGAAGGCUGGUGGGUUGUAAUAGGAGAUCCAAAAGCAAAUUCCUUGCUAUCCAUUAAGCGACUCACAUUGCAACAAAAGGCGAGGAUAAAAUUGGACUUUGUCGCCCCAGGGCCUGGCCACCAUUCAUAUACCCUUUAUUUCAUGAGUGAUGCUUAUUUGGGCUGUGACCAAGAGUACAAGUUCAACAUCGACGUAACUGAAUACGAUGGUUCAGGGGAAAGUGAUUCAGAUUAAAAAUUACCUUCAAGAACUUCAUCUAUUUUUCUUUUCUUUUUGUGUAGGUGUAAUUAGCAUAGGAAAGUAAUAAGUUUGUAUUCUGAUAAGAAAUCAUUUUGUACAAUUUUGUAAAUAUAAAACCUGAUUUUAAAAAGUUGUUCUUUGUACAUCUUAAAAAUAAAAUAUAAAUAAUCAGACACAUCUAACAAAAAGUAUUACCUUAUUACAUUUUGCCUUGAGUUGGACAUUAGACAUUCUGUUGUUAUUUAACAGUUCAUGCAAAGGAGCAAACUGAAAGCAAUUGCUGAACAAGAAGCUGAAGAAGGUGAAGCCAUGUAUGGCAAAAAUAUUACUGCAGAAAUGAAAAAUGUCGUCGAUAAAUAUAUCGUAGAACCUAGCUAUGUCCCAAUAAAGAAAUUAAUCGUUGGACGAGUCUCAUAUGGAGGAAUGAAU
This is a messenger RNA of Cimex lectularius (bed bug), 6987 nucleotides long. It is a transcript of the gene l(3)72Ab, whose product is annotated as putative U5 small nuclear ribonucleoprotein 200 kDa helicase. The record is from RefSeq and is a predicted model, not a curated record. Bases 142 to 6552 code for a protein of 2136 amino acids. The transcript has 2 exons. NCBI's taxonomy places the organism in Eukaryota, Metazoa, Arthropoda, Insecta, Hemiptera, Cimicidae. Gene Ontology annotation, molecular function: ATP hydrolysis activity; nucleic acid binding; ATP binding. Gene Ontology annotation, cellular component: nucleus.